UAUCGUACCACCUCAAACUCAAACCUUCUCUCUGUGUUUUUUUGGUCGCGGCUGUUUGUCUUGUCGCUUUAUUCCGUUCGUUUCGAUAAUAUAAUAUUAGUAUUAUAUUACAUUACUACUUAGCACAUAUAGUUAAAAGUGGAAUCGCGAACGUAACAACACUUCAACUACAAAAUUAGCGGCCGCGAAUUUGUGAUGACGUAGCCGUCUUUUUAGGGCGUAAAAAGCAAAGCAAAGCAAAAGCAAACAAACGCGAAAAGCGUAAAAGCGAUAAAAGCGACUUAAAUACGCAGCAGAUAAAAUACAAAAGGGAAAAACAAAUCACGAGAAUUCUUGCUAAUAUUCGGCAAAUUUUUGCAAGCGUGAGUGUUUGUGUGUGUUUGUGUGUGUUUAGUGGGUUAAAACAAAAAGGAAUCGAACGGUAAAUGCAGCGCCGCAAAAAUGUGCAGCCUGACGCUAAACAACAUGGUCAACGUAACGCAGCAGGACCUUCACGAUCUAUUGGAAACUUUCGAAAAAAAGUCCUUCGAGGCGGCGGCCUUUGAGGAAGGAACGUCGGAGUAUGACAUCUCCAAGAAAUGCGAAUACUUAUUUAAACUCGACUACAGCCUUAUCGAACUGGACAACACGAAUGGACUGCUCAGUCCGCGUUAUCCUGGCCGUAUACUCAUCCCGGAAUGCGAGCACGGGCACAUGGCCAAGACGCUGGUGCCAGGAAACGGUCUGUUUGGGCCAGUUGGCGGCGGAUUGGGUGGAGGAGGCUCCUCCGGAACCACGGCAACAGCCACGCCUCUGAACAGCAGUGCAGGAAGCACCGGAAGCGAGGGUGUGGGCAUCCAGGCUUUCGUGACUUUUGCCAAUCCCGUGCAGACGCAACAGCAACAUCCUCUCCAGCAGCAAUAUCCCACGCAGCAGCCACAUCCACUGCACCAGCAAUAUCCCUCCCAGCAGCCACAUCCUCUCCAGCAACAGCAGCAGAAUGCACAGCAGCAGCCGCAAAAUACCAUUUAUGAGGACCAGUACGACAUCCAGCGGAUGCGGGAGUUGGUUACCAUGGCCAAAUACGCGAGAUGCCGUCAAAGAUUCGCCGUGCCCGUGAUUAUGUACCGCGGAAAGUACAUCUGCCGUUCGGCAACUCUAUCCGUAAUGCCGGAAACCUACGGGCGAAAGGUAGUGGACUACGCCUACGACUGCCUGAGUGGGGGUAACUACACUGCGCCAAACGGGGAGGAGAAUGAUGCGGACUCCACGGACGAGUCGCUCAUCACGCACAUGCACGACCAGGCCCAGUCGCAGUUCAGCUACGACGAGGUCAUCAAGAGUGACAUCCAGCUGCUCCACACGCUCAACGUCUCCACCAUUGUGGACCUCAUGGUGGAAAACCGCAAGAUCAAAUACUUCAUGGCCGUUUCCUCAUCGGAGAAGGCGGAUCCAAACAAGCACUACAAGAGCUUUAACCUUCUAUCCCUGCCGUACCCGGGCUGUGAGUUCUUCAAAAAGUUCCGGGACAACAACUACAUGGCGCGCAACCUGCACUACAACUGGAAGCAGUCGUUCAACGAUGCGAACAUCAAUAUUCCAAAUCUGGGACCCGCUGCGGAUAUCGAUGUGGUGUGGCCGGAGUACCGCGACUGGGAUCUGGUGGCCAUCACACAGAACUACUUGAGAGCGACACUGAAAUACGUGCAGGAGGAGAGCUCCGGCCUGUUGAUCCACUGCAUCAGCGGCUGGGAUCGCACUCCGUUGUUUGUCUCUCUGGUAAGGCUGUCCCUGUGGGCAGAUGGACUCAUCCACCAGUCGCUGAACGCCAUGCAGAUGGCGUAUUUCACACUGGCCUACGAUUGGUACCUGUUUGGUCACCAACUGCCCGAUCGCCUCAAACGAGGCGAGGAUAUCAUGUUCUUUUGCUUCCAUGUGCUCAAGUUCAUCACGGACGAGGAGUACAGCAUUGUAGAGCAUCGGAAACGCACCAAGACAUCUAGCAGCAGCGGCAGCAGUGUCAUAGUGAUCAAAUCCGACUGCUGCGACGAUGAACCGCUCAAGGAAGACUACAUCCUGGCCUUCGAUCAAGAUAGCAACGACAGCUACUCAAACUGUUCCAACUGUGAUAUGUCCAUAACAGAUAACUUCUAUGCCACCACGCCAGCGCAAGUCAAUCCACUGACCAGCAGGUCACCCAAUCCGAAGAGAUCCAGAACCAGCCCCAUUUCAGUGCCAGGCUCGAAUACGCGGCAAAGGCAGGAGUCCACGUCCUCGAAUGGCAGCUGGCAGGUGGUCACAGAUACGGGCUCCAUUGAUUCCAUGAUGAAUGGCAGCUACAUGAUGCGAUUCGUGGCUCAACAGGCGGCGGACGGCGGUGGUGGCUCCUCGAACAUUCCUUUGUACAAUGGUGGCAAUGGCUACCACUGCACCACCAACACAGCAUCGAGUGGCAGUGGAAGUGGAAGUGGGAGCAGCAUCAGCAACGGCAGCUCAACGCACGGUUUUGCAAAUGGUUCCUCCAAAGACGUGGGCGGCAGCACUAUGGCCAGCAAGCAAUCCAUUAACUUACGAAAGCAACGUCUGAAUGCAGUGCGCGCCAUCUUCAUACAAGCCUACGGAAAGACGAUUGGACUGAAAUUCAAGGAAGGCUCCUCCAUGAACCUGGCCACGUUCAUUGGAAACCUGGCGGACCAACUGUUUUGAGGAAGCAGCAGCAGCUAUGCUCGAUCGUUAGUUUUUCAUCCACAUUGUUUGUUUGUUGUUAAGUGCUGCGCUGUCCCCCAACGACUGUAUUUCGUAUAGACCUGUUGAAUUGCGUUCUCUUGUGACUGUUGACGAUUGUGUAAUGUAAAGGAUAACUGAUUACUAAUAAGCAUCGAACGAAACCGGCGGCUCCUAGACAAAGUGCAUAGUACAACUCCUGUCGUCGUCCUGUCCUGGUUAACCCGCUCUCCAGUUCUCUAGAUUCUCCCGCUCCCGCUCCUUGUUUGUUUAGUUGUUAGUCUUUCGAGAAUGCAAAGCAAGCGAAUUAUAAUAUGCGAUUCGGAUUAUACAAUAGCCUUAAGUUGUAAUUUAUAGUAAUGUAUUUUUUAAUAAACUUAUGUGCAUUUGAUACGAAA
Messenger RNA from Drosophila rhopaloa, 3101 nucleotides. It is a transcript of the gene EDTP, whose product is annotated as myotubularin-related protein 14. The coding region runs from base 442 to 2685 and encodes 747 amino acids. Gene Ontology annotation, molecular function: phosphatidylinositol-3-phosphate phosphatase activity. The transcript is spliced from 6 exons. The record is from RefSeq and is a predicted model, not a curated record. Lineage: Eukaryota; Metazoa; Arthropoda; Insecta; Diptera; Drosophilidae. Gene Ontology annotation, biological process: dephosphorylation.